This is a messenger RNA of Megachile rotundata (alfalfa leafcutting bee), 2916 nucleotides long. Its product is annotated as odorant receptor 13a-like. Gene Ontology annotation, molecular function: odorant binding; olfactory receptor activity. The record is from RefSeq and is a predicted model, not a curated record. Gene Ontology annotation, cellular component: plasma membrane. NCBI's taxonomy places the organism in Eukaryota, Metazoa, Arthropoda, Insecta, Hymenoptera, Megachilidae. Gene Ontology annotation, biological process: detection of chemical stimulus involved in sensory perception of smell; sensory perception of smell.
UUGUUUUCCUAUUGCAGAUUAAAAUAUUGCUAAAUUUUAUUCUAAACGACUGGAAGAUACUGACAAGUGAACUACCGGUGCUGGAGAAAACGACUGCACAAGGGAAUAGACUUGCCUAUUUAUACAGAGUUGCUUUACUGGUGACCGUUGUAUGUUUUAUAUAUAUUCCAUUAAUAAAUCCAACAUUGGAUUUAAUAUUGCCACUAAAUGAAACUCGACCAAGGGAACAACUAUACGGUGUUUAUUACGUAUUUAUAGAUAUCGACGAUCAUUUUACCAGUGUUUUUCUUCAUUUGAGUUGGACCGCAUUCGUGAUAGUGUACAAUGUCAUUGCCGUAGAUUCUUUAUACAUUUUAAUCAUUCAUCACGUUUGUGGAUUGUUUGAUAUAUGCGGAUACCAGAUUGAAAUGGCAUUAGCAGAAAAUAGAGUACAGUACCAUCAGUUCAAGCUAUGCGUGAUAACCCAUCACAAAGCUCUGGAGUUUUUCGGUUACCUACAAAAAUGUACUCAGAACAUGUUCCUGCUAGUGGUGGCAAUAAACAUGAUACUCAUCAGCACGACGGCCGUUCAAAUACUUAUGCACAUGGAUCGUCCUCUGGACAGUACCAGAUUCAUUCUGUUCUUUUUGUGCUCGCACUUUCAUUUGUACGUUAUCAGUCUGUUUGGGCAAAUUGUACUGAAUCACAGCACAGUAUUAGCAAAAAGAAUAUACAACUGCAACUGGUACGAGGUACCCAUCAAGUUUCAGAAGUUACUGUGUUUCAUGAUAGUGAGGAGCAGCAAACCAUGCAUUUUGAGCGCGGGAGGACUGUAUGACAUGAACAUGCAGAACUAUGCAAUAGCAGUGAAAACGUGUAUGUCAUAUUUUACGAUGUUUCUGUCAAUGAGGGAGUGAGUGUAGCUAUCAAACUCAAGUAAGCAAAAGUCAAUGAAACUGUAUCCACUAACAAGAUUUUCUAGCAAAUCGGAAGUCAAUAGUUGUUGCAUAAUACACAAAUUUAUAUUACGCGGAGCUUUCCGAUGAAAUCAUGGUAAAAUCACUAAGAUAUUUAAAGCUUAUAGACCACCAUUCUGUCGUCAUGUAUUCUUUUCUAGUUUUAUAAUGAACAUAAAUAAUUAGUCGAUAAUGUUGAUGUUAAUUUUAAUGAAGGAUGUUACAUGUACGUGAACUAAGCUAUUAUGUACGUGAGUUAUUGUAACGAAACUGUGAAUAUGACAGUGUUUCAUCUAUACAACAUUUGAAUGCAAGAGUGUUUUUCGUGAUACACAAUUCACCAGAACUGCGAAACCUGUUGCAAAAGGAGACACUGAAACAGGAUAAAUAAAUUACGUACAGGUUGAUCACAGAUACGUGUCACAGUAUAUUUACCAUGAAGACACUAAGAAAAUUGUCUCCUAGAAACGUGCCAAAAACACCGACUAGCAAAUACUUCAAAACCACCUGCAGGUCCCACGAAGGUUUCCCUUCAAUUCCAUCGCGAUCAUUUAUUAUUUACAACAAUGAAAGUUGUCAGUUGCGAAUCAAAUCAUCCUACCACGAUUCGGGAAGAAGAAGGUAAUCUAUGUCUGUCAGUUACCAAACAUGAUCGACACAGCAAUUCACGGGAUCAAGAGCAGGUGGAAUUAUCGACCGCAGUACUCUGACAGAUUCGCCUGAUUUAUUUAACACAGUUAUCGUAACUGACAGCGAGGUGACAAUGUAGGUAUAAAGAAAACCACGCGACAUUUUCUGGAAAUAUUUCGAUCGCGACGUUUGUGCCGUACCAGUUAAAAAUGCCGAACAAGGAACCCACAAGAGAUAACAGUACGAGAGGAUCUUAAUUCUCGAUACACUUAACAAAUUGUGUAGUAAUUAUGAGAAUGUUCAGCUACUCAUCUGCUAACGAAUAUUUAUCUUUGUAUUUUCAUUUUUCGCGAAAGUGAAUUUGUAUCGACUGUAACGUAUUCGGUCGCUAUUAAUUUUAUCAAUCAAUGGAUUUCCAUUGAAGUGUGGAUAUUCAGUAUUUCAGAAUGAACAAGUGCAGGAGGUGUUCGAUCUCCAUCACUACAAACCGCUUAAAAAGUAUUUAACGUCGCUCGGAUUGAAUCCGUUCAACGAGACUCGGGGAAGCAAGAUCGGUGUGAAUGUGGUGUUUUACACUUUAGUCACAGUCAUGAUACCAUUGGUAAAACACUUUUACAAUUUUAUAUUCCAUCAUUCGAAAUUAGAGACUACAGUCACUUUUAAACCGUCAUCAACUGCAGUUAUCUGUGAUUUUGUGAUUCUUUUUUCUUCACAUUUUUCUAUUUUCUCUUUGUCACUCUGUGGAGGAAUGCUAACGAAUGUUAACAGAGGUAGAAUUAUUUAGUUACAUCGCGUACUUCAAAAGUAAUAAUCUCAACUAGGAUCCACGGUUCCACAGAUUUUACAGUUAGGUAUAGUAAUCCGAGACACGGAUUUCGAUGCAAUAAUCGACCAAGUACCUCACAUACUCCUAGUCGUUGCAAGCUUAAUUAAAUUUGAAAACUUUUUACUGAACAAGAAACGUGUACGUACAAACAUACUACCUCAUAAACAAUCAUAGCCCUUGUACUAACCGUCCUACGUUGCAGUUUAAAGUGUUGCUAAAUUUUAUCCUGAACGAUUGGAAGGUUUGGACGCAUGAACUAACGGUGCUGGAGAAAUCGACCGCACGAGGGAGUAAACUUGCACAGCUUUACAGAGUCACCUUAAUCGCAGCUACACUAGGCUUCAUAUAUAUACCCUUAAUAAAUCCGACACUGGACUUAAUAAUGCCUCUCAAUGAAACUCGACCAAGGCAACAACUAAUAUGUGCUUAUUAUGCUUUCAUUGACGUUGACGAACAUUUUACCGGUGUUUUUCUCCACUUGGGUUUGUCCGCGUUUUUGACCGUCUACAAUAUCGCUGUCGUAGA